This is a messenger RNA of Parnassius apollo (apollo), 471 nucleotides long. The record is from the annotation of a GenBank genome assembly. Lineage: Eukaryota; Metazoa; Arthropoda; Insecta; Lepidoptera; Papilionidae.
AUGCGCCGAAUCGAAGGGCUACAACGUGAGGCUCUUCCGUCAUUGGAUAAAAAUGCCACGGCUGAGGAUGCGGCGCCACAAAUUGCAGAGCAACCCGCAAACGUGGAUGCCGCCGUGAAUACCCCAGUUGUGGUUGAUUCAAACGAUGAUGGAACAGUCGCCCAGGAACUGGAAUUAAAGCAUAUGAGGAGUACAUUGGAAGAGUCGAUUGUGGAAACGCGUAGUACGCCUCUCGAAAAUCGACCGCGACUUCCCCGCAUAGCCCUAAGCAAGCGGAAUCGGGCUGUCGUGAGGGCUCUAAACCCAAUGCUGGUCACCAGCAUUGGGUUUAGAGCCCUCACGACUCCUCUAUUUGGAAGCCAGCCGGGACCUUUGCGAGACGAACUCAAUUCUUUUUGGCGCAGCACUGGCAGUAUGCCGUAUUAUAGGCGCCAAACUUUCCACGGCUGGACGCGCUACUGGACAAAGUAG